UUUAUCAAAGCUAAGUUUUAUACGUUGGGUGUUCUAAGUAGCUUGAAAGUUGAAACUGACAGGAGGCUAGGGUUCUGGGUUCGUCAACUUUGAAAUUUUAGGGUUUCCAGUGAGGUUGACGUGAAGCUUAUGAUUGCUAUAAACAUGUACUUUUGGGGUGUAAGCUUUAGCUGGUUUUGUAAAAAAAGCAUAUAUAGCUUGCUUUGAUUACUGUGCUGCUCCGUCAUUGAUCUUGAAAUGGAAUAUUAUUAAGCUCGAUGAAUUGCGUCGUUUUUCUUCUGAAAAAGCUAGCGUUGCCCAAGUUAAUUUCUAGGGUAGGCAAAUCCUUGAAAAGGCCUCAUCUACUUGUCUGAUGAUUUCAGAGAUGCUUACCGUGUGCUCCUUGUUAUCUUAGUUAAAUCAAAGGAGCAACUGUUAUCAUCGUUAUGGAUAUGAGUAAGUUCAGACCUGAAUCGCAUGUAGCCCAGCAACGCCUACGAGAUAAGUUGAGGGUUCAGCAAAGCUCCAAACUGGUUCAGCAAUUAGAGGACUUUCCUAACAAUUUGGAAGACGGGUGUUCCUCAGUUCAUCCGGCCCUAAACCCAGGUCUUGUUCAUGUUCGAAAUGUUCGAAAUGAUAAUUUGUUAUACGAUCCAGAUGUUUUCUCUUCAGACAUCAUCCACGUCUCAUCAAACUCUUCUGUUUUACCUUCGCAAAGAGAUCCAAUUCUACAUCAGGAAAUGCAAACAGCUCCAGAAAACAGGCAAUUGCUUGCCGAGGAGUCCUCGUUUCCCGGUAUGUCACAAUCAAAUUUAUCUAAAUUCGAUGCUUCAUCUAAGGUCUCCGGUGAUCCACAUGAUUGUGGUAAUUGGAGGGGUGUUGAUUCACAGCAUAAUUGUGAUUGGAUGGUGGGUUAUGCAAGUGGAUUAGCUGGUAGUGAGAGUAAUCAGGACCCUAGGUUUGUUGGGGAAGUCAUAUCAAAUAAUGCAAGGAUUCUCAACAGUGCGUACCAAGAUGUUCAGUCUACUCACCCCAAUCCAGGGAGUGAAAUUUAUUGUCUGGAGAGGAAUUUGCAUUUUGUGUCACCUUCACUUUAUCAGAAUUCUCUACAGGAUGUUGUUACUACAGCUCAGGGACUUGAAGUUGGUUCUCAUGAGCCUCAAAAUGUUAGAGAGGCUGCCAGAGGUUCAAGGAUUGAUUACUGCGGGAAUGAAGCAAACCCUUUGCAUUUUGGUAACACCGGUACCUGGAUGAAUACGCCACUGGGGGAGCAGUCUCAACAGUUGGGUGCUGAGUUGGGGUUUUUGGCUAGUAAGAGUAGCGUAGAACUAGGUGCUGCUGCGAGUGAUGCAACUACUCACGGGCUAUCUCUUUCUCUUUCAUCGCACCCCACACCAAAAAUUUGUGGUGCAGAUCCGGUUCAAUUCACGGGGAGUCAGUAUUAUUCUGAUGGCUUUCACUCUAAGCCUGGUGAAUUCAAGGAACUUAGAGAUUCUAAAACUUCAAAUCUGGGUCAUUUCUUUUCGAUGCAAAAAUCAUCUUCAACAAGUAAGGCUGACGGAAAGUCCCUUCAGGAUGCGGGUGGAACUUCAGCUUACGUUCAUCGUCAAACGAUUCCCCUUGGCCCGUUUACUGGAUAUGCAACUAUUCUUAAGAAUUCAAGAUUCCUGAAGCCCGCACAAGAACUUUUGGAUGAAUUCUGCCAUUUAUCCAACUCAAAGCCUGUUAAAGUUUGUGACACAUCCGAGGGGAACCCUGGCGAAGUCAGUGCUUGCAAGGAAAGUAAUUCAGGGGUUUCCGCUACUUUUUACAGUUCUAAUGAAUCUUGUAAGCACGAGUACCAACAAAAGAAGGCAAAGCUUGUAUACAUGCAUGAGGAGGUUUGCAGAAGAUACAAGCUAUACCAUCAGCAGAUGCAAAUGGUGGUUUCUUCAUUUGAGUCGGUAGCUGGACUUGGAGCUGCGACUCCCUACGUUCCCUUGGCUCUCAAGACAGUGGCUAGGGACUUUCGGUGCCUACGGAUUGCUAUACUAGACCAGAUUAAGCACGUAUCUAGAGCUCUUGGGGAGGACUUACUGUCCCCAACUACCGGUACUAGCGGCAGUAAAGGUGAUAUAAAUAUGUCUAGGCUAAAGUGUUUUGGUCAGAAAUCUGGUGGGGUUAACAUGGGGUUCCUUGAACCCCAACAACAUAGCUGGAGGCCCCAGAGAGGCCUACCAGAACGUUCGGUGGCUAUUCUUAGAGCUUGGCUCUUUGAGCAUUUUCUUCAUCCGUACCCGACAGACACGGAUAAGCACAUGUUGGCCACUCAAACUGGUCUCUCUCGAAAUCAGGUGUCUAACUGGUUCAUAAAUGCACGUGUUCGGGUUUGGAAACCGAUGGUGGAAGAAAUACAUAUGCUUGAAAGCAAAUGCUUGGCAGAAGGCAACCAAAACUUGAGCAAAAGUGAGGGAAAGUCUACUAGUGAAGGACGUAUUAGUUGUCCUAACGAUGGCCAAUCUAUCAACAGGUCAUGUGUAAAUGCAUUGUCUGACAAGCAAUUGGCCUGCGCUGAUAUGCUCGUAGCUGAUGCACAUGAUUUGGAACACUGGAAUCAUGAGAAACGUUCAAGCAUGGAUUUUCAUAUCCCAACUAGUAUGGAGGGUUCGUUGAUGGGAUUUGCACCCUACCAGCAAAGCAGGCUUGAGAAUGGGGGGCUUGGAGCCGUCUCACUGACCUUAGGACUUAUGCAUGGUGUAGAAAGUGCACAGCAGCAGCAGCGACAACAACAACAACAAUAUCAACAGCAGGAGCAUCAUUCGAGGCGGCAAUUUGGAGGUCAUUUGAUUCAUGACUUUGCCGGUUGAGAUUAUAUUGAUUUUAUUGAAGUUGAAAUGAGCAUGUGAUGAGGUAGCUGUUCUUUGUGACACAAUGUUUUAGACGAAAAAUCCUGCUAUGCGGGUCACCUUAACAGAUUUUCUUUGUCACGUUCAAUGUUGAAUUAAAGUGAUGGCACAACACCGUCCUUACUGCUUGGUAUUUACAUGGCAAGAGUAAUUGGGAAUAAACGUAUGGUGGUGGUUUGUUGUGAGAUUCUGUUUGGAUUUGUGUUAGUAGGAUUUAGUUAAAGCACAAAUGUAUAGAAUUUUAAUUUCCAGGGUCAUAUGGUUUCGACUUCCCUGAUUCGUCUCUCUAGAAAUUAUGAUUUUACUGGCAAUCAACUUGGACUUGUCUUUUGCCUGGUAAACCAGACGCCCUGAAGAGAACUGUUGCUAACAAAAGUGACCCGAGUUUCGAUUUUUGAGCCGAAACUGUGGUUUAUUUUUGGGUGAUGAAAUUGUGGUUUUCGCUGCAUGUAAACUUGUAAAAGGUGUGGGAAAAUGCCUUUGAGAUAUAUAUAUAUAAAUCAGUUAUUUUUAGACGAA
Messenger RNA from Gossypium raimondii (Peruvian cotton), 3383 nucleotides. Its product is annotated as BEL1-like homeodomain protein 4. Lineage: Eukaryota; Viridiplantae; Streptophyta; Magnoliopsida; Malvales; Malvaceae. Gene Ontology annotation, biological process: regulation of transcription by RNA polymerase II. The record is from RefSeq and is a predicted model, not a curated record. The coding region runs from base 426 to 2825 and encodes 799 amino acids. The transcript has 5 exons. Gene Ontology annotation, molecular function: RNA polymerase II cis-regulatory region sequence-specific DNA binding; DNA-binding transcription factor activity, RNA polymerase II-specific.